AUGAUGAAAUGUCCAUGUAACCGUUGUCUUCUAACCAAAUCUUUGUCAAAAGAUGAUAUCGAAGGUGACUUGAUGUGCUAUGGGUUUUUAAGUUCUUACACAAGUUGGAUACUACAUGGAGAGGAAGUGUGUGUCACAGGAAAUACAAGAAUACCGUCUGAUGUUAAUGAGUCUGAAUUGGAUUCAGCUUUGAAUCUUUUAGAUGACAUUUUUCCCGAUAUUAGUGUGAAUAUGCCUGGUGAAUAUGGAAAUGAAACGACCAGUCAACCUAUGGGCGCAGACAGACCAUCAACUUCCAGUGGAACCUUUGGAAAAGGAGAAAGUUUUGAUGAGUUGUUUGCUGAUUAUAAUCAAGAGCUGUAUCCAGACUGCACUAAGUUCACGAAGUUGUCCUUUAUACUGAAACUAUACCAUAUCAAAUGUAUGUGCAAGAUUAGUGACAAGGGAAUGUCCAUGGUGCUUGAUUUGAUGAAAGAAGCAUUUACACAUGCUAAAUUGCCAGAUUCGUUUAAUGAUAUGAAAAAGGUUAUUCGCAAACUGGGAAUGACUUAUGAGUCAAUCCAUGCAUGUCCAAAUGAUUGCAUGUUGUAUUGGGAGGCAGAUGCAGAAAGGGAGAUUUGCAAGCCACGGUUGCAACGUUUAUUCAUGUCAUCCAAAACUGCUACUCACAUGAGAUGGCAUGCAACUGCUAGUAACAGUGAUGGUAAACUUCGUCAUCCAAGAGAUGGUAGGGCUUGGAAAGAAUUUGACCAAAACCAUCCUGAAUUUGCUUCUGAUCCAAGACAUGUCAGAUUGGGCUUGGCAACGGAUGGUUUUAACCCAUUUGGUACGAUGAGUAGCAGUUAUAGCAUCUGGCCGGUGAUAUUAUUUCCUUAUAAUUUUCCACCGUGGAUGUCAAUGAAGCAGACAUCAAUGAUCCUCUCUAUGGUUAUCCCCGGAAAACACAUGCCUGGUAAUGAUAUUGAUGUCUACUUGCAGCCACUUAUCAAAGAGUUGAAGGAGUUAUGGUUUGAUGGGAUUGAAACGUUAGAUUCUUCGACAAAGCAAACUUUUAACAUGAGAGCAGCUCUUAUGUGGACAAUUAGUGAUUUUCCAGGUCUUGGAAAUUUGCCGGGUUGGAAUACAUAUACAGCAUCAGCAUGUCCAAGCUGUAAUUAUGAUGGAAUCGGACAACAAACUAGGCAUCCACCAGCCACACUGACAGGCUCUACAAUUGUUCAACAACUACAACAAGUUGAUGUUACCCUUGGUAAGAAGAAUAGUUUAGUUGGUGUUGGAAGAAAGAGGGAUCGAAGUGAUGCUGGAAGAUCUAGUACUCAACAGUGGAAGAAAAGAAGUAUAUUUUUCGAGCUGCCCUAUUGGGAAGUUACAAUGUUGCGACAUAAUUUGGAUGUCAUGCACAUAGAGAAGAAUGUGUUUGACAAUCUAGCCUACACAUUGUUGGAUGACAAAAAUAAAUCUAAAGAUAAUCUGAAUGCUAGAAAAGAUCUUCGUGAGAUGGAUGGUUAUGCUUCAAACAUAUCAAGUUGUGCUGAUGUUAGUGGUCGAAAGCUAGCAGGCUUAAAAAGCCAUGAUUGUCACGUGAUAAUGAGAGAUUUAUUUUCAGUCGCAGUUCGAAAUCUGCUGCCAACAGAUGUGACAUCAGCCAUUGUCGAGAUCUGUCAGUUUUUUAGAGAUAUCGCUGCAAAAGUUCUUGAUAUCAAUGAGCUUGAUAGAUUACAAGAUCGUAUUGUGGUGACUUUAUGCCAGACACGAUUCACUCGGACUGGCCGCGUUGAUGAUCAGCCUUUAGUUGAUACUAACAUUAGACCACACUCAGAACUUCUACUUAUUUUUCCAAACCAUGGAAGAUUUGUUGGAGCAGGUCAAGUUUAUUCUCUUAGUCAUGUUGAGAGACAACAAGCACAUCGACAUGUAUUGAUCAACUGUCAACUACUUGAUCCAUUACGAGAGAAAUAUAAAAAUGAGUUGUUGACGAAACAGACUCAUCAAAGCAAUAGGCAUCGUGCUAUUGACAUUGAUCGAGAAAUGCAUCUUAAUAUUGCAAACUGGCUCAAACAGAAAGUAGAGUCAAAUGGGAUAACUGAUGAUAUACGGUGUUCAGCUUUGGGUCCAUCUGAUAAAGUUUUGAAGUAUACAGCUUAUAAUAUCAAUGGUUGCAAGUUCCGUACAGCGGAAAGAGAAGCUAAUAUGAAAACACAAAAUAGUGGUGUUUAUGUGGCUGCUGAGACUAUGAGCUAUGCUAGUUCUCGUGAUCCUAACCCAAGAACAGGAAUUGUUCCAUACUAUGGCAACCUUACCGAAGUUAUGGAGCUCAACUACUAUGAAGUUUUCAAAGUUUUAUUAUUCAGAUGUACGUGGGCGGACACCCGUACGGAACGAGGAUACAAAACAGAUACAUAUGGUCAUCAUAUGGUAAAUUUUUCACGCUUGUUACACACUGGGGAUAAUGCAGAGGAUGAACCAUAUAUAUUGGCGUCUCAAGCAAAAAUGGUUUACUACGUUAAAGAUCCAUCUGAAUUAGAGUGGAAUAUUUCAAUUCAUAUGCAGCCGAGAGACGUAUAUGAUAUGGGUGAUUCAAAUGGCUCAGAACAGUUGAAUGAUGAAUCUGAUUAA
Messenger RNA from Brassica napus (rape), 2616 nucleotides. RefSeq lists its product as uncharacterized. Lineage: Eukaryota; Viridiplantae; Streptophyta; Magnoliopsida; Brassicales; Brassicaceae. The record is from RefSeq and is a predicted model, not a curated record. The transcript is spliced from 6 exons. Bases 1 to 2616 code for a protein of 871 amino acids.